AUGGGACAAAAACGAAAAGAAAAGCAAACCGUGAACAUGAAACGGCGCGCGUCAGGUGGUAAAGAUUUUGCAGCUUUUACAAAAUCGCGAUGUCUUUCCCGAAGUUCGCUAUUGGGAUUAGGAUCUGAAUACGAAAAAGCUGAAGAAAUAUUGGAGAUGGUUUCCGAGUUGAUGACCAAAAAAAUCCGUCUUACUUUGAGCUUAUGGCCAUGCAAAAUCUACGCAAGAGAAAUCAAUAUCGGUUGA
Messenger RNA from Haemonchus placei, 246 nucleotides. NCBI's taxonomy places the organism in Eukaryota, Metazoa, Nematoda, Chromadorea, Rhabditida, Trichostrongylidae. The record is from the annotation of a GenBank genome assembly.